AUUUUUGGUACCUGUUACCUAAAAGUAAAAAAAGUUGAGAUACUGUUUUAAAAGUUAAUCGUAAACUAAACAGCAUUAAGGCACCGGUGGAACGUUAUUCUAAAGUGAGCCAAAGGAAGAUAACCACAGAUCAAAGACAAGUCUCGGUAAAACAGAUAUAAAUUUAUGAUGAAGAUCACCAUCCGGCUUGCGUCAUUUCAGGUGUUUGCAGACCACACGAGCAUCAUCAGCGACUGAAAAGGCACAUCAGAGAAAAACUCUCCCAAAAAUUUACCACGUUCAACCAAGGAUUGUAGUAGCCAUGUCUUUAACAGACUUUGAUCUUUCGGAAGUUCAGGCUGCGAGGAAUCGUCGACCGCGGCGUCGCUACAGGAUAAAUUUAUCCCGCCAUGUUUACAACGAGCAAGAGUUCACGGAAUCGUUUAUAAAGCGCGACGAUUAUGUCUCCAGUUCUGAGAUCGACAAUUCGUCGCUCGCAAAAUCUUUUAAGAGACAUUUCUUCCCAACCAGAUGUACUUGUAAAGAUGUUUUACGAUCUUGGUUCCCGAUUGUUGAAUGGUUGCCUACAUAUAAACUUCGGCAAGACAUGGCUCACGACAUAGCAGGCGGUCUAACGGUUGCUAUUAUGCAUAUUCCACAAGGUAAAGGGCCAGUACAUGCUGUUUGAAGGUUGCUUGUGACGGCAACAGUUUGGGAAAGUGACGGGAAUUUCGUGAUGUUUUUGUUUCUCUCUGACUUAUUCUAAUCAUGGCACUGGUCCAGGGGUGGAGAGAGAGAAAGAGAGAGGGGUGGCGGGUAUAGCAUGGCGGAGAAUGAGUGCUGUUAUUAUGAACAAUGCAUUUUAGGACUAUUAUUACUACAUAUAAAACUGUAAAAUACAACUUGAACUUGCAAAAAUUAGUAUUGGAUUGGAUUUUUCUCAUGAUGAGAGGUUUGGAACAUUUUCUUUGCAAAUUGAGGGUACUCAUGGGUAUUAUAUAGUGAGGGAGACCACUGAAACCCUUUUCCAGCCAAAUAAAGGUGUGGAUUGACUCCAAGAAGCAUUUCUCAGAGGAUGACAUGGUGCGCACUGCCCAACCAAGCCAUCUGGAGAUGCCACAGUUGACUGCUCUUCAGUCGACUAAUGAUGAUGAUGAUGAUGAUGAUGAUGAUGAUGAUGGGUAUAUUAGUGUCAGGAAGAUGUGACUGAUUGUUUUACAAAAAAGGUCCUAUUAGGCCAUAAGCAGAUUUAAAGGAAGUAUAAGAGUCCAGAACCCAAUCUAAAAGAAUUCCGUCUUGAAUAAACUUCUUGUAAUAGUCCACCAUUUUUUGAUAAGCAUCGUAACCAUUCUGAGGGUGCAUAGAUAGUAAAAUGAAAGAGAUGUUGUACUUUUCAUUGUAUUUGCUAUGCAAGAUAUAUUCUCAUGGGAUUUUUAUUUUCUUUAUGUUAUAUUUUUUCUUCUAUUUUGCUGUUUCAGGUCUGGCUUAUGCAAUGCUGGCAUCACUCCCUGCUGUGACGGGUCUGUACACAGCAUUUGUUCCUAUUCUUGUUUACAUGGCAAUGGGAACUUCCAGACAUUUAUCACUAGGUAUCUUAAACUAUUUCUUCAAGUACCCUUCAAGCUUUAACAUCAUCGGCGUAUUGUCUGUUCUCUAACGUUAACUAACAAAGGGUUGUCAAAGGCUACAUCUCUUUCAAAACAGUGAACUGUUCCUUAGAACUAAGCAACACUGCUCAUAACGAGAUGCAAGAUUUUUACUAGUUAGACUAGUGUCUGAGGGUAAGCCAAUGAUAAAUACUGUACCACUAAAUUGAGUAAGCACUUGAGGUACUUCAUGAGAUAUGUAGGAGAAAAGUUAUUUUCACCAGCCAUACAGAACAAGUAAUACAAUCAUUAGUAACUAUUCUAACAAUAAUAUAAACAAGAAUUGCUAUUGUAUCAGUAAUUUCUUAACUGUGAUAGUGAUUUAACCUACUACAAGUAAAAACUCCACCGAGCACAAACACUGUCCUGAUGUUGCAUUACAUGUUGCUGAUUUAAGGCGGCAUGCUCCAUUUUGCUAUAUUGAGUUGUAAAUUUGUCUAAGUUUUAAGUCAAUAUUAAUAAGGGCUCAAAGAAUGAAAGGGCAUUGGGUUGUUUCAGAAAAUAUCUAUACAGGUUAUUAGUGGAGUGGGAGGGUGCAGAGGGUCAUGGAUUUAAAUAAGCAUAUUUUUCUGUUGACACCUUUCUUGCAGGCACCUUUGCUGUUGUAUGCUUGAUGGUAGGACAUGUCGUGGAAAGAGAAGUGGAGCAGUCAAUAUCACCCUCUGCUGCCCCAUCCCAAAGCACUACACAACUGCCAAAUACAUCAUCAGGAGCUGGUCUCUUGCUUAAUUCAAUUUACAAACAGGAAUCAAAUAACUCUUUUCCAAGUCAGCAGGAUUUGUUGGAUGAAAAGAAGCUGGAAGUUGCUGUGGCUCUUUCAAUGCUUGUUGGUAUUUUUCAGGUUGGUAGUGAUAAUCAAGCAGCUGCCUUUCCAUCAUUUUGCACUGACACAUCUAAACUGUGAGCCUCUCCAUUUGGCACCAGCCUGCAGUACAAGUUUGUGACAGUUGAGGAAGGUGUAACAUUUAACGUGUCUCUGGUGGGAUUCGAAUCCAUGACAAAGACUGUACUAGAUGCAAACUUUAUCUCAUGGGGCCUGAGCACAGGCUCUCAUAGAGAGCAAGGCCACUUCACUAGUGCCGCAAUAAAUAUUAUUAUUACAUUCCAGUUAUGAAGGUCCGAGCCUCAAAUGUUUGGACACUGGAAAUGGCAAUUUGCAGUGGAACCUUGAUAUAACAAAGGGACUGGCAAAAUUUGUUUGCUAUAACGAGGUUUUGUCAUAUUGAGAUUCUUUUCCGUAUGUUUCACUAUCUCUGGGGUAAUGAAAAUUGAUCAGUAUAGGAAGGACUUUGUUAAGUAGAGUUCGUUAUAUUAAGGUUCUACUGUCGCUAAAUAAAUUGUACUGUAAUGUAUUUAUCAACAGGUAAUUUUAUUUUCUUUUUAACAGUUUGUAAUGGGUCUUCUUAAGCUUGGAUUUGUGGCUGUUUACCUGUCAGAUCCUAUUAUUAGCGGUUUCACUACUGGCGCUGCAAUUUUGGUAUUUACGAGUCAAGUGAAACAUCUUCUUGGAAUUACUGUUCCACGAUAUUCAGGGGCAUUCGCUGUUGUUAAGGUUUGAAUCAAUGUACUCUUUUUAUGCUUUACCUAGCAGUAAGAUACAUUUUUUUUAUUUAAUAUGUACAACAGCUUACAACAGCUUAUUUGUCUUUUGCAGACGUACGUAUUUAUGUUUAAGAACAUUACACUAUCUGUACCUGGAGCCGUUGUGACUGGAAUAAUCUGCAUUCUUCUCCUGUUUUUACUCAAGUUCAUUAGCGAGAAAUUGAAGGAUAAAAUGAAAUUUCCUUUACCAGCUGAAUUAAUUGUGGUAAGUAAAAAUAAUUUGUCUUAGAUGCUGGGGUCACUGCCUAAUGUCUACUUUCAGUAUUGUCUUGUUCAGGUUUAGAGAAUGUUGUUGUAUUUGUUUAUUAGUCUAAAGGACAUAUCUGUGUAAAAAUUUAUACAAACUGUAAUGUAAUAGUAAGCUUGAAAAUAGUGUCUGUGUUGAUGUCACUUUAUUAUCCAUUGUAGAAAUAUUAUUUCAGUGAUGCAGGAUUAUUGGUGCUUUCUGUCGAAACUUCUAAGUAUGAUUCUUACAUUGGUCUCCAUACUUUCACUUGUGAUUCAAUGAUAAUUUUUGUUAGUAGUUGAAUACUUACUUGUUAGAUAGAGAUGCCAUUAUUUGUUACUACCUGUCCUUUUAUUUUGUUUUAUGUUUGCAGGUUGUCCUUGGAACAAUGAUUUCAUAUUUGGUUGGUCUGAAUAAAAAGUUUCAAGUGCCAAUUCUAGGGAACAUUCCCAAGGGGUAAGUGUUAUUUUUUUUGUUUGUUUUCAGUUUUCUUAUUUACAGAGGAAAGGACUGUUAAAUAAAAAGAAUUUGGUUUGGUUUUAUAUCUCAUUUUGUGCUCUAAAAUAUUGUUUCUGUCCAACAAAUAGCUUAUUAUAAGAAGAGUAAAUUACAACUAAGUGUGUUUAAAAAAAUGUUAUUAAAAUUUUCGCCAUUAAAAUACAAGUGAUGGUUCCAGAUAACAUGUUUUGUUAAUUAGCCCAUUUUUGUGUACUGAUUCGUGAUUUUUUUUGUUCUCCACAGUUUACGAGUCCCAUCUGCCCCAUCUGCCUCAUUGUUCACGAGUAUGAUCCUUGAUGCUGUUGUAAUAGCUAUCGUUAUAUUUGCCACAAAUGUUUCAUUGGCCAAAGUAUUUGCCAAGCGGAACAGUUAUGUUGUUGAUUCUAAUCAGGUAACUAUGCAGAAGUGAUUGGCAUGUAACUUAUAACAUUCAAUACUUUGUCCAACAGAUAUGUAAUGAGAAUAGGUCAAUUUAAAUCAGCCAAUGGAUGCUAUAUUGAUUUAGUAAAAUCCAACUUGUGGUUAUUAUCAAUGCUGCAUUCUGAUUGGUUGAGGUACUACUAAUUUAAAUCCCACUAGUAGUGCCAAUGCAAAAAGGCUAAAGUAUUGAUAGCUAAAGUUGUUUUGUCUUGAUAUUUUUGACCAAAUUGUUUUACUAAAAAAUUAUUCCAAUGCACAAUGAAAUGGGCAUUGCAGCCAGGAAUAAGAAUUCUCAAAACCAAUAUUUAAAAGAAAUGAGAAUUACUAAUCAGAUCUUGGGAUCGAGUCAAAGGGUUAAUAAUGUUAUUAUUUUAUUGAAACAUAAAAGACCAGCAACUGAGAAAAUGUUUCUGCCUUUCUUGUAAAGAAAAUUCAGCACUGAAACAAAGCAUGUCAAUAUGGGAAUUAUAUGCAGGUGAAUAACCAUCAGCAUAUCAAUGUAUGUGUGUCAUUGAAGCUGAACCUCAGUGAUACCCCAUACAUAAUCAGAUUUUCUCUUUUUCCUUUCAAAGUGGUCUGUGAGGUUUCUUCUUUCCUUCAGAAAACUAAAAUUCCAGUUUGGUCUGGAAUCUGCAGGGAAUGAAUUUGUGUGAAUUUCAGAUGGGCCUCUCAUUAGAUGUUGAUAGAAAGUUAUAUCUGAUUCACUGUGUAUUUUUUUGCCUCAAAGGAGCUUAUUGCCUGUGGGUCUGCAAAUAUCCUUGGUUCCUUUUUUUCCUGUUUUCCUGUUAGUGGUUCACUUUCUAGAUCUGUCAUUCAAGAAAGUAUAGCACGGACACAGGUAUUUGAAAAUAAUAAAUUGUGCUAUGAGCAAAGUUUACCCGUCAUGCAGCUUCUUUUUUUAAAUUUGCACUUCUUAUUUAUUUUGUUUUUCAGCUCUGCACCAUUCCUGUUGUUAUUGUUAUUAUUCUGGUGUUGCUUUUUAUAGCUCCUCUUUUUUAUCACUUGCCUAAGGUUAGUAAAAGGCAAUGCUUAUGAGUAUACAAUUUCACAAAAAUUUCAUCUUCAUCUUUCCCAGGGAUAUUACGUACCAAUUUGAUGUCCAGCUUGCAGUUGGCUAAUGCUAGCUCAAACCCUUCACUGGUAUCGGAGAGGUCAAGUUUCAAAUCUCAGCAAGCCUGAAUUUUCUUGGGUUUUCUUUUUCACAGUUGCAUAAGUUGUGUCCUUAACUGUGAUGAUCUUCUUUGCAUUUAAAGGCAAUGUUUUAUAUUGUUGAUUUAAGGCAGUAGCAAUCAACAGCUGCAAUAAUUUAUUACUAUCAUGUGAGUGAUAAUCAGAUACUAGUUGUUAUCCUUCUUAAGGUCCUGUGACCUUAAUGUAUCAGUUUUUAAUGUAAUUAAUUGAGUAGAGUUAUUUCAUAAUAUACUCUUAAAUCACCCGCUGUAGGUGAGAGAGUCUGUGACAUGUACAGAGACUCAUAAGCAAGUCAUUUAUAUUAUUUUAGACUCCAAUAUUCUAACAACUCUUAGUAAGAGUGCCUACACAUAAAAGCUGUUAUAAGAAACAUUCACAUUGUUAAUACUGUUCGCUGCAUUUCACUCUAGGCUAUACUAGCUGCUGUGGUUGUUGUUGCACUCAAAGGCUUGUUCUGUCAAUUUACCAGGCUGGUGCAACUCUGGAAAAUUUGUAAACUAGAUGCUGUAAGUUAAAUUAAAAUUAAAUUUGAAAAAAAAUAAAUUAAUUUUAAAAGUUCCCCUAAUAGUAUCACAAUCCAUUAGCAGUGAGCAAGCCCCAGUCUGAAUCACUUUGGGCCAUUGGGAGGUAUUUUACACAAUGAGAGUUGACACAUGGGCCAGAAGGAGUCAACAACCCCUGGAGAAUGUUAUCAUCCCUCAUGACAGUCAUCACCUCUAUCUGAGGUCAGCAACCCCAGCUAGGAGCCAUUAGCCCAAAGAAGUCACUAUGGCUUUUAAGAAGCUAGCAUUGGAACUGUGUGGCACAGCUGUAACUCCACCUGUGGGAUGCAUUCCCCCCCUUACCCAUUUUACUAGGGGUAAGUGAUUUCCCCUGGGGAUCCAGGCACCCAUUGGCAGAAUGACUCCCAUUAUGGUGCUGGGUAUCACUGUAUCAAGCUGCCAGCAGAUGUUUUACAGAUCACAUUCCACAAUCAAAAUACAGCUCAUCUUGCGACAAAUUUCCUCGCUCUACAUGACUACUGUCUAAAUUGUGUUUCAGACCAAAAGGGGAACUGUGGGACCACUUGGGAACCAUUUUUGAGUACCUCCUCCAUUCAAUGUUAGUUGGAACUAACACCUUUCUUGUGUAAAACAUGGAUUUUAUAGAACCAUAAUUAUUUAUUUUCUUUUUGAAGGUUGUCUGGUUUGCAGCAUGGCUGGGAGUUGUCCUACUUGGAAUUGAUGUUGGUUUGGGAGUGGGAGUAGUUAUUGCACUUGCAGUGGUAUUGUACAAGUCCUCAAGGUUUGUUGUAGUUUUUUUUUUAACAAUUUGCAAGUCAAAUGAAUUACAGGACAACUUUUAACUUGCACAUGUAACUUCAUAUCUAAUCUUGUACUUCAAAAUCUUUAGGCCACCAGCAACACUUCUUGGCCAAAUUCCCAACACAGGAAUUUACAGAGAUCUACAAAGAAUUCCUUCCGUAAGUAGAGUAAUCAUACUAAUUUGUGAAGUAGCGAUACAAAGUGAAACAGUAGUUAUUUCUAGUCUUCUUCCUGUGCUCCUUGUAGGAAGUAAUGAGUCAACCAUUGCAUUGUCUCUGUAACUUGAAAUUUAGUCUCUUUCAAAAGAUAAGUGUGUACACUGCAACUAAAUUUCUUGCUGAAAAUUAUAUACUAAUAAAAAUUAUUGUUACUGUGCUUGGAACAUUAAACAGUAGAAGUAGCCUGCAGGAGCAGACACCUUUUCCAGCACUUGAUUUACUCACCAAGAAAGUUGUUUUUUAGCAAGUUAGCUCUCAGACUAUGCCUGAUAUUACGUCAGAGAGGAUUCUACAUUAUAGCUGUCACAUUGUUGAAACAGUUGUCACUUUUAUAAAGUAAUGUCCUCCCCAAUGUUGAUCCAUUUUUCACCCACUGGUAAAAAUGCUAAUAUCAACACUUGAAAGAGACAGAAGGAGGACACAGAGAGAAAUGAAAAUAUAUUGGUUGAGAAAGUUUGACUUGAAAAAUCAUCAGCUUUCAUUUAGUUUUUUUUUUUCAAUAAAAUUUGAGCCUAUUGUACUCAAAAGUGUAUCAUUUGGAAUCAAAGGUUGUCAAGUUUCCAGUCACUCCUUCAAAUUAUUGUUGAUAUUUUUUUUUGUUGCAGGCAAGGCCAGUUCCUGGUGUGAAGAUAUUUCGGUUUGAGUCAACAAUUUUUUAUGCGAAUGCUGAGUAUUUCCGCAGCACUUUAAUAGAACUUACUGGCGUUGAUCCACAGAAUCCUCAUCAGCACUGUAGCAUCGGCAGUGGAAGUUCUGUUCACUAUCGAUGCAGUCCAGAAAGUCCUUCCAUUGAGAUAACGAGACCGAUUUUUCCUGGUUCUACUGUGGUAGCGCACACAGCAUGGGAGAAUGGGGUACUGUAAUAUCUUGUUCCUUUUUGAGAAAACAAUGAGUAAUUAUUGCAAGACUAGUGAAGUCUUCUGUGGGGGGAUAUGCAUGUCCCCAUUCUGAAUUUCAAUACCCUUCAUUUUUCUUAGUGAAGAGCAAGCCAUGUCCUUGUUACUCUAUUACUAUUAAAAAAAAUUGUAUUUGUGCUUUUCUUUAUCAUUGUUAUAGUUUCAAUCCGUCUUUAUGUCAUUAACCCUUUAAGUCCCAAUAGUGACCAAGAUCAAUUUUCUCCUAACAAUAUCCAUACACUGUCAAGAGAUAUGUUAUGAGAAUUAAUAAAAUGAUCACCUGAGAGAAAAUGCCUUGAUCUAUCAUCAAAUUCUCUCAACUAAUUCCUUAAGGAAAUGUAUGGAGACCAGUUUGGAGAAUUUGUAUGUGGAUACUGGGGCUAAAAGAGUUAAUUGUUGCCAUUAAUUUUCGUCUGUGUUACAUGUAUGUCACUGUUACAAGGGCAUGUUGUAAUGGUACAAUAAAAAAUUAUAAAUUCCCACCUUUUGCAAGUUAAGUUACUCAAGAGGUUGCAGUGCAUGUUCUUUCUGCUAAUGUGUAACAUUGACAUAAUUUCCGCUGUGAAAGAGAUUACACACCAAGGAAGAAAUUGUUGAGAAAUAUGACUUUUUUGAAUGUAGCAGAUAAUAGAUGCAGUUAAGCUUGGAACAUGAUUGGCUGAAAGAUGACUUAUUACAGACACAUUUCUGGUCUUGUCAAGCAUAUGGGUGGAAACUGACUUAAACUCUCUCGAAAGACAUAGCAGUUUUCCCAAAGUAAACGUCAGCAUUAUUAAUUUUUUGUCUAAAGCAAAAAUUUAAUUUUGACUUGCAUAUUCCAGAGAAAAUUUGGCCAGUAUUUUGAAGGAGACUUUGGUUUGUUAGCUUGUUAUUUUUUUUUUUUUAAUUUCAGGAUGUAGAGCUGCCCUUAUGUGACAGUGAAAACAAUGAUAAUAAUUCUGCAGAGAAUUCUUUUCCAGUUCAUGCCAUAGUUAUUGAUGCCAGCACCUUUAAUUUCAUUGAUACUCAAGCAGUAAGCACACUGUUACAGGUGAGGCUUGGAGAUGUGACAUAAACUGCAUACACAUAUUAGGUUAACAUAAUAAUUUUUAGCUUCAGGCAAAGGUUAUUUAACUUUAUGGUAAAAUUGUCUCUUGCCUUUCAUCGUUAGUUGGAAAAAUAAAUGAAAUUUCUGUGUACAGUCUACGUCCUCCUCUUUUCGGGCAGUACUGCAUGUCCAAUAACAAACAUGUGUAUAAUUUUAAAUACAAAAGUCAGUGUAAGUUAUGAUGAUUAAUAUUAGUGCAUGUUCUCUCUAGCUUGGUGUGGAGUAUGAAAGGAUUGGGGUGAAAUUCUACUUGGCACACUGCAGAUGUAAGUUUUGAUCUACAUUAUAAUUAUUCUUUUUAGAAGACUUCUAUCUAAAAAAUAUUUUGAAGGAGUGCAAAAACCCAAAAUUGCUGCCCACAAAAGUUUCUUAUACUCCAGGGCUCCCCACCCUUUAGCUCAGCAGUGAUGGCUGGUAAGGCAGAAAAUAUGCAGUGCAAUUUCCAGCGAGGGGAAGGGGGGUUAGUAGAGUGAGGGACAUGGCCUCACUUCUUGCUGGGAAAUUUAGGAGCUAAGUUCUCUGAAAGUCAUUCCAAGACCUUAGGUAAAUCGGCCGUUGUUAUCUUUAGACAACAAUUUAAAAUAUUUAAUUCCAAAAAAUUUACUCUGUCUUCAAUGUUCUCUUUCUAAAAUGCAUGGACCUCUUUGAUGAAGGAGAUCCUGGUGGUUCAAUUCUCGUAAGCGACCAGUAAAUAUUUGCAUUUUUUGGGUGGUCACUUAGGUGAGAUUUUACUGUAUUUAAUAGAUAAUUUGUAUUAAUGGUUUGUGUCUCAGUCAGGGGCUAUACUUAGAUAGUUUAUCUUCCAGUCAGUUGAGUGGCAAGCUGUAGGGGCAGCACAGUGAGACUGAUUGAAGUCAACGAGAAAAAAAUUCUCAUUUUAUUUUAAUUUGCCAGGUAUUGGUCACAACCCAGUGCUUAGCGGGGAUGGGUACGUGCAGGGACCUAGGUCCCAUGCGAGGCAACUCCCCUACCCAGUCCAACAAAGCAUGAUCAUUAGACACUAGGAGAGGUUACUGCCCAGAAACUGUUAGAUCAGUUCUUUUAUGUUUUGCAAGGGUCAGAUCAGUGAACAUGUUGUGACAUGGGGUGGCAGUUUCUUAUCCACGAAGACUAGAAAUUCUAACUAUUUGCAGAUGUCAGAGCACUGCAAAGACAGCACUUUCUGCUUGGUUACAUUUUAAGACCUUGAUUGUUGGUCUGGCCAGGAAUUGAACCCAGGGUCUGUUUAACCCAACUAAUUGAACUAAAGCGACGAUGCAAUGAACUGGCUGGGGAAAAGGGCAAUAGUCUUUAGAGGAUGGUAUCAAACCUAGAGCAACUACCUCUCUGAUAGGCAACAGCUUUGUAAUCAUGUGAUGUUAUUUAAUAUUCCUCCAGUACUCAGGCAUGAAACAUUAGUUUUAAAUGUUACUUUUCUUGUUACUCUUCAGACCACAUUCGUGAAAUGCUAGAGAAAGCUGGCUUCAUAGCUAGAAUAGGAACAGAGCAUUUAUUUGUAUCUGUCCAUGAUGCUGUCAUACACGCUGUCGGCAUUCAUUCUGAGGUGAGGACAGUGGAUUGUUUCUCCAUCACACUCUGCUGUUCCAGAAACUACUCCCCUAGGGACUGUAAUUUGAGCCAAGACCCACCCACCCCUCCCCCUUCCUGAGACACAUGAACACACCCAUCUGAAAAAUCCAUCCUAGGCUCUUGUUUUCCUUUUGGUUUCCACUAGGGAGCUUAAGUGAAGACAUUUUUUAGCAGUGCAUGUCAAUCAGAAGUAGACUUUUUGCAUCAUUGGGCAGCAGUUUUGCCCAAGUUUUAGGGAAAAUCCUGUCUUAAGAGUAAAGAUACUUAGCAAUACAAAUUUGCUAGCGUCAAGGGGUGUUUUAAAAUGGAAAAGGCAUCACUUCCUGUUGCCUUAUGUGUCAUUCAAAACCGUCUGUGUUUAGGGACCCUGGUUAUGGAUAUUUUCUGGCCCCAUGCAAUGUGUAAUUUAUAGCAGCUACUUUAUUCUGUUUUUUUUUUUUUGGUGGUAUUGUAGGAUAACUCUCAUUCCUCCCCAGUGAUGAGUGACACUGAGUCAGCAAACAUGGCAGUAGAAGCUGGAUCCUGAAAUCCAUCGGUUUGUAAAUGUUGCUGAGGCAUUAUUUUUUCUUUCUAUCAGUUGAAGUACUGUAAACUGCUGUUUAAGCACUGGGCUCAUAAAUCUUUGUAAGGGGUUUUAGGAAGGCAUAUAAAAGGAUGGGCGUGUAUCCAGGGAGCCUUAUCAGCAAUAUAGAAAAAGUGCUUCAAAAUAAUCUGUAGCAGUGCUGAUCAAAAUACAUUUUUGUGUUUGCUGGUUUUUAGUGAGGUUUCAAACUGUCCUAAUAAUCAAGUUAAUUUCAAUACGAGCCAGAGGGGGGCUUAUAAUCAGGGCCCAGCUGUUUGAAGGCCGCUUAGGGCUAACCCAGGGUUAAAUUUUAACCCAGGUUUCUUUUUCUUUUGUUCAAAAGAAUUUUUCCAGAUUAUUUUCGCUAUUCUUUUUAGGCCAUCCAAUCAUUAAACUGUAGACAAAAAGAAUAAAACUGAUUUUGCUUUUUAAGCUUUGAAAUCAAAUUUUGUAUUAACCCUGGGUUAUCUUAAUCCUGCUUUCAACAACCCGGCCCUGAUGUAUUUUGGGUCGAUAACUGGAGAUGCUUAUAGUAAGAGGCUCAUGUGUGGGGGGCGGGGUCAUAAGUGGGGUAGCUUAUAAGUAGGGGGAGCUUGUAAGUGGGGGGCUUCUAAGUAGGGGGGCUUAUAAGUGGGGGAAGGGGGCGUAUAAGUGGCAAAAUUGAUUUUCCUUAUACAAAUGUACGAGUUUUGGGUGGCUUGCAACUAAAUAAUAGAGCAAGAGCUUUUAAAUUUUAAAAGAAAGGGAAAUUGAGGUAACCAUAGAGGUUUCAGUGACAAAUAUAUCUGUUUACUUUUAUAAUAUUUAGACUAUGUUUUUAUUUUCCUUUAGGUUGAAGACUAGUGGGAAUGUAGACAAUGUCAAUCAGAAAAGCAUGCCAUAUCAGCCAUUAUCACACUACAAUCAAGGCUUUGAUUACCAUCGUAGCGAUUAAUAAAGUUCCACAACCAGACAGCUUUGCUGCUAAAGAAGAAAAUAGAACCUGUAAGCGAGAAAAGUUGAAGACAUUAAAGAAUGGGCGUCAUCUUGUCUAAAUUCCCACUUGCUGUAAAAGUAGAAGAUUAGUACAGCUGUAACAUAGUGGAAGCCAUACAAUCAUGCUGAACAUAAGCUGAAAGAUUUGUGAUAAUUUAAGUUAUGGUGAUUUAAACAAGAAAACUUUUCAUGAAAAUGAUAACUGUGGAUGUCGGUUUUAAAACUUUUGAAAAUUUUGUGAAGCAGCUGGCAUUGGAUUAGCCAAGGGGAAUGCCUGAACUUUCUCCUUGUGAAAGUUUUUCAUGAGAGCAGCCCUUACAAGCCCAAAAUUCUGAACUCAGGAUAAUCAACAAUAACUUAAAGUCAACGUGAAUUUGUCAUUGGUUGGUUGGUAGUAUAAGCCAAACCAAAAAAGUUAUGGUGGGGGCGGGGGGAGAGAAGAUCUUGGAGACUUGAAGAAUCACUCUUUCUGUUGUAAGAAUAAUUUGGGUAGACCGCCUCUAAAACAAAAAAUUUAGAGGACAUGAAGUUGUCAAAAUUGGAUUUGAGAAAACGUGAUCCUUCAACCUGCAGGGCUGUGACUAAGGGUUGAGAUUUUCUCUGGCUACUUCGAGAAGAGACAAAAUAGAAUAUAAAGAACAUUGCUGCUAGCCAUUCAGUUUCUCACUACUAAAUGCAUAUACCCGGAAACUUGAAAGCUUAGUGACAGCCCUGCUUACACACAAGGCAAACUUCUCCCUCACCCUUGUACCCAUAGCUUUUUUAGAAAUAUUGCUUCAGAAUUAUUAUUUAUACAGCACAUAUGUAAAUCUUUAAAACAAUUAUAUAUUUUCAAGUAAAACAUGUGACAAAUAAGUAGUAUUUGUAAAAUAAAAACAGUAUUUUUGCUAAAGCACCGUGAAAGAUUUUUACCAUUGAUUUUAGGCUAAAAAAAUGUUGUGUGAGGAAAUAAAAAAUGAUAUCACUUACCAUCAAGUGAGUAUUGAUACACCCUAACUACAGUGUUAACAACAGAAACCGACUACUUAUAAUAUUGAUAUCUGUACAUAUUUCGCCAAACAUCAUUUCUCUGACAGUUUUGACUAUAAAAAUAGGAAAUUUUAUGUUUCGUGCCAAAAACACAACCCUUUAGAAAAAACCCAAAUUGGCUACCAUUUAAAUUUGAAUAAUUCCAGGUGCCCUU
Porites lobata is the source of this 13356-nucleotide messenger RNA. NCBI's taxonomy places the organism in Eukaryota, Metazoa, Cnidaria, Anthozoa, Scleractinia, Poritidae. The record is from the annotation of a GenBank genome assembly.